Molecule: messenger RNA, 444 nt
Organism: Funneliformis caledonium
Lineage: Eukaryota; Fungi; Glomeromycota; Glomeromycetes; Glomerales; Glomeraceae
Source: the annotation of a GenBank genome assembly
AUGGGACGUAAAAAUGCCAAAACCCCUCAACUCGGUCGUACCGUGAAAAGAUUUCAUCGUCAAACGAUGAAAAAAUAUUUAAGGGAUUUCAAAAAUGGUGGUGAGUUUUACAAAAUUAUUAACCAAGUUUUAUUAAAUUUAGUCACCGAAGCAAAACAUCGCGAAGAGCUUGAGAAAGAAGAGCAAAGGAUCAUUUCACGAAAUGAAUUGGGUAGUUACGUAUUUAACUUACGUAACAAACUUGAUGUAAAUAAACUAUAUAUUCCUAACCGACUCAACGAUGCAAUUCAAGAAACUAUUGCAUGGCUUGUAAGUAACCAAGAGGCGAGUAAGGAGGAAUAUGAAAAUAAACAAGGAACGCUCAAAGAAAUAGCCAACCCAAUCACGAGAAUAUUUUUUGGUGAAACAGACGUCAGUGGGAGUCGAAGAGGGGAUGCAGGGUGA